Etheostoma cragini (Arkansas darter) is the source of this 2144-nucleotide messenger RNA. RefSeq names its product fucosyltransferase 11 (alpha (1,3) fucosyltransferase) (gene pofut4). NCBI's taxonomy places the organism in Eukaryota, Metazoa, Chordata, Actinopteri, Perciformes, Percidae. The record is from RefSeq and is a predicted model, not a curated record. Gene Ontology annotation, cellular component: Golgi membrane. Gene Ontology annotation, molecular function: alpha-(1->3)-fucosyltransferase activity. The coding region runs from base 185 to 1681 and encodes 498 amino acids. The transcript has 5 exons.
AAGAAGAAAAGCAGAAACGUAGAAGAAGAAUCCGUCUGUUUUUAUUCUGUGCCGUUGUCUGUGUGAUUUCAGGAGACUGUACUUUGUUAUCCCCAAUCCACAAAACCAGUUCAUAAGGAGAACAGCUGGAUAUUUUCGGUUUGAAGAAUCCAAAGCAAGCCUUGAUGCGUUUGCUGCAGUGGCAAUGAUGGCGGGAAGGGGCAGGCUGGUUCCAUGUGUGUGUCUGGGGCUGUUUGGGGUCCUUUGCUGGGUCUGGGUCUCCUUUGCCUCUUUUCCAGAUGAUCAACUUCCCAUGGAGGCCUUGGAUGCGGUGGAGCGAGGAGCCUUCCAGCCCCAGAGUGCUCUGUCAGAGAUGGAGUUUGCCUCCAUCAGUUCAUACAGAGGACCUGGCAACAAUGAUCGCCGCAGCAACAAGGAGCUGCCCAUUCUUCUCUGGUGGAGUGGAGGCCUGUUCCCACAUUUCCCCGGUGACACCGAACGCAUCGACUGUGCCACAUCCUCCUGCCUGGUCACAAGCAACCGCAAGGUCCAGCUGUACAAAAGGACAGCCUCCAUCAUCUUUUAUGGAACAGACUUUCGUGCAUAUGAGGCGCCGCUCCCUCGUCUCCGCCACCAGACCUGGGCGUUGUUCCACGAAGAGUCACCCAUGAAUAACUACGUCCUCUCCCAUGGACCGGGAAUCAGGCUGUUCAACUACACUGCCACAUUUCGCAGGGAGUCGGACUAUCCUCUGACCCUGCAGUGGCUGCCUUCCCUGGAUUACUUGCUGAAACCUGUGGUCGUGUCCCUGGAGGAGAAGAACCGGCUGAGGAGGGAGGGCCUGGCUCCUGUGCUCUACAUGCAGUCUCACUGCGAUGUACCGUCAGACAGAAACAGAUAUGUCCAGGAGCUCAUGAAGUACAUUCAGGUGGACUCCUACGGAAAAUGCUUGAAUAACAAACCUCUACCUGAACAUCUGGAGGACACGGCCACAGCUACUGGCGAAGAGGCGGGCUUUAUGAAUUUUGUUGCACGCUACAAGUUUCACCUGGCACUGGAGAACGGCCUGUGUCCAGAUUACAUGACCGAGAAGCUGUGGCGGCCUCUCCAUCAGGGCUGUGUGCCGGUCUAUCGAGGCUCCUCUGUGGUGGCAGACUGGAUGCCCAACGACCACUCUGCAAUCAUCAUAAAUCAUUUUCCCUCACCCAAAGCUCUCGGUGAAUUCCUCAAACGUCUUGAUGAGAAUGAUUAUGAAUAUGCAAAAUAUUUAGAUUUCAAAAACCCCAGCCGCAUUACUAACAAUCGUUUGUUGGAGGCUCUGGAGGCCCGCGAGUGGGGGGUUAAUGACAUGAGUAAACCCAACUACCUCAAUGGAUAUGAAUGUUACGUGUGUGACCAGGAGAAUGCACGACUGGCAGCAGAACGAGCUUAUAAAAAAGCCCCGAAGAAGAACCAACCUCCUAAGCCUAAAAUGGCCGACAACUCUCACAUGGGGUGUCCCCUGCCCAGCCCGGGGUAUGGACAAGUCCAAGAUUUACCUGCAGAUGAUGGAUGGUUGCAAAUAUGGCCCCAGGAUUACUGGCAGAGCCUGGACCAAGCAGAGGGGCUGGAGUCUCUGAUAAGACAUAACGAGUCAGACCCUUCGCUGCUGUGGAAGCACAUCCAAAACAUUGCUGUGAGCAGAGCCAGAGGAAAACACUGACACAGGCCUUGAAACAAACAGAGGAUGGAGCGCAUCCAGGAUUACAGAGGUGUCCCAUAUUAUGCAUCCCCACUAUUUAAAUGAAGGAAUGAAGCAGAAAUUACUACAAUUUUUGCACUGGAGCCAAACCUCCUUUACCCUUAUGAGCAGUUUAGUUAUACCAUAUAACAGAUUUUGAUAUUGAAUUUAGCUGACAUGAUAUUUUUGUCCUUUAUCCCUGUUUUCAUUUAAAAACCUAUUUAAGUUUAGUAAUGGGAAAUGAAUGUUUCAGAGUGCUAUAUGCCAAUAUUUUUAAGUCGUUGUUUUACUAUAACCAAGGUGCCAUCAUUGCCCUUACUCCACCUUGCAUUGUUAACUUUAACUGCAUGCGUUGCAGUUGUUCCACUGAGGCACAUUCUCAUGGGAGGCAGAUUUUCAUCGGACCGGAGCACGGCCAAGAGAACUCUGCCUAACUGUGUGUGAA